Molecule: messenger RNA, 1827 nt
Organism: Neocloeon triangulifer
Lineage: Eukaryota; Metazoa; Arthropoda; Insecta; Ephemeroptera; Baetidae
Gene: Awh
Product: LIM/homeobox protein Awh
Exons: 7
Coding region: 294-1196 (300 amino acids)
Biological process (GO): neuron differentiation; regulation of transcription by RNA polymerase II
Cellular component (GO): nucleus
Molecular function (GO): DNA-binding transcription factor activity, RNA polymerase II-specific; RNA polymerase II transcription regulatory region sequence-specific DNA binding
Source: RefSeq, a predicted model, not a curated record
UUCGCGAAAUGAUCAGUUUUAUUACCUGUCCGGGAAUAAAUUUUCGUGCAGGUGUGUCGAGCGUGCAAAUUUCCACAAAGUAUACGACAGGGGCAGCGGCGGCGGCGCUGAAUGGAGCGCAGGGCAGGCGGAGGACCCGACUGGCUCCUCCUCGCGCGCUGGACCAUUUUUAGAGGCGGAGUCUUGCGGCCGCACAGCACCAUCGUCUGCAGCACUAGUCGUACUCGCACUGUGGAGCCGCGAGCCUCAGCAGGCCGCGUGUCCGAGGAUUCGAUUCCACGUGGAGCAAGGACAUGAAGACAGAGAACUGCGUGUGCACGUCUUGCGGCGAGUGCAUCACUGACAAGUACCUGCUGCAGGUCAACGGAAGACCCUGGCAUGCCCAGUGCCUGCGGUGUUGCGUCUGCCAAUUGGCCCUGGAUAGACAGCCAAGCUGCUUCAUCAAAGAGGACUCGAUUUAUUGCAAGGCUGACUAUGCCAAGAGUUUCGGCGCCAAGUGCGCUAAGUGUUGCCGAGCCAUCUCCGCGACGGACUGGGUGCGCAAGGCCCGCCAGCACGUUUACCACCUAGCAUGCUUCGCGUGCGACGCCUGCAAGCGACAACUGUCCACCGGUGAGGAGUUUGCGCUGCACGACGGACGCGUCCUCUGCAAGACCCACUACCUCGACACCAUCGACGGAGGCAGCACUUCCUCUGAUGAGGGUGGCGAUUCGGAGAGUUAUCAGAAGAACAAGGCGAAGAGGGUGCGAACCACUUUCACCGAAGAGCAGUUGCAGGUGCUGCAAGCCAACUUCCAGCUCGACUCAAACCCCGACGGCCAGGACUUGGAGCGGAUAGCGCAAAUUACUGGCCUCAGCAAGAGGGUGACGCAAGUGUGGUUUCAAAACUCAAGAGCAAGACAGAAGAAACAUCUACAUACAGGGAAAAUAAAGUCUAAUUUACAUCACCACUCAAAUUCGCAGUUGCGCGACCAGGGAGAGUUGUCGCCGUGCUCGGGAGCUGUGCCGGGGACAGGGUACGGUCGACAUAUCAACCUACACCUUACCUACUCCUUGCAGCAGCAAAAUAACAACAAUAAUAACAACAAAGGUGGAAAUACGACACCCAUCUUUAGUCCAAAUGUUUCUGGUGAGACCUCGUCAAUUGAAGACAUGACAGACGACUCGCUUAUGACCUGCAUGAGAGGCGAAGUGUAAAAAAAAAAACGCGUCAGCAAUGAGGGCAACUGUAGAUUUACCAGGUAGAAGAAAUACCACCUCUAGUUGUGGCUGCUGUUUCGUCUCCACGUGUACUUCACUACAGUGUGAUAAGCCUGAUGCUGAGAUUUAAAUCUUAAGAGACAUUUCGAAGUUAAAUAAUUUAUGUAUGAACACUUCUACCAACUGAUUGACAAAUUUUAACUUGUUUUUCCAUCGUGAUUUGUGUCUGGCAACUAUUUAGAUCAACCCCUUUAUUCUUCAGAAUUUCUACCAAGAUUUAGCACUUAUCGAACUCUCGGAUUGUUGAUCAAGUAUUAAAAGAAUUUGUAAUGGACGUUUACCUCAACUAAUAUGCAUUAUUGAUAAUUGGUGUAAUUUCUAUAAAUAUCUAAGAUGGAAAAUUAAUGUCAAAUCUAGUUAGAAGCAGAAAAUACCCAACACAAAUCUGUAAAUAAAAUCAGAUCAAUCCCGUUUUUCUGUGGGUUGCUGCGCACAAAUUAAUAUCAAUAUAUUUGCCAAAACACACGCAAGAGAGAAGCACACUUCAAUGCCAAAUCGAUGUUCAACUUCUGUGCGAAAUGGUGUAUUUGAAUAGUGAUUAUUAAAUAUUACGAGUACAAAAGGAGAU